AUGGCCAGCAGCUCGGAGGAGUGUUCGUCGUCAGGUUCGGCCACGAGUCUGGAUGGACCGUCACCGUACGCGAUACGCCACGAGGAUCGUCCCUACUGGUACCAUUCCGCACCCAACAGCAAAACAACGACCACCACCCCGGUCACGUUCGGAGUGCAUAACGGGGGCGGGCCGGGCAUUCCCCUGGCCGGCGCCACGUCGCCGUUCCUCUCACACCCGCUCAUAAGCCCGAAAUUCGGACGUCGCACGAUAAACGCCUCGUUGAAUGGGUGCAACGCGCUGGGCGGUGGCACUAAACUUCAGCGGGGAUUCAGUGACCCCGUGGUGAGACGAAAACGCUCGCUGUGUAAGUACUUACUAAUUAAUUAUUAUUAA
Molecule: messenger RNA, 375 nt
Organism: Anisakis simplex (herring worm)
Lineage: Eukaryota; Metazoa; Nematoda; Chromadorea; Rhabditida; Anisakidae
Source: the annotation of a GenBank genome assembly